GCGCAGUUUGACGUCGUCGGGUCGGGAGAGCUUUCCGACACGCGGUGGGCGAUGUCAGCUGUGACUUCUGAUUAAUAAGUCGCAGCAGAAGGAAGAUCAACACCUGGGGGACGUCCUUUAUCAGUUCCAGACCUGCUGAGUCUGUUUCAGGACCAUCAUGACGGCACAGACACCUUCUCCGUCCAUCCUGAGGGAGUUCAGUCCGCUGUACUACCUGCUGAACGCCAUCCCAGCCAAGGUGCAGCGGGGCUUCAGGUCUGUCCUGGUCUACCUGACGGCUCUGGACAGCAGCUCGGACUUCCUGGCGGUUGGCAGCAGCAUCGGCAUGCUGUACCUGUACUGUCGCCGCCUCGCACACAUGAACAAAUACAGCGUGGAGGGAAAAUGUGACGCCAUCACUGCUGUGAAGCUGCUGAGCUGUUUCGACGACCUGGUAGCGGUUGGAACAGCUUCGGGUCAGGUCACGGUCUUUCAGCUGGUGUCUCCACUUCCUGGUCGUAACAAACAGCUCAGGCGUUUUGACGUCGUCGGCUUCCACAAAGGCUCCGUCUCGUUUCUGACCUGGAGCGCCAACGGCAUGAAGCUGUUCUCCGGAGACGACAGAGGGCGGGUGGUGUUCUCUGCUCUGGACCUGGACCAGGGGGUGUGUAAACCUGUGCUGCUGCUGGAGGAGCCCUCGGCUGUGGUUCAGAUGGAAUACAGUCACCAGAUGCUGCUGGUGUCCACGCAGCAGAGGUCUCUGCUGUUCUGCACACAAACACAGACGGUCUCACAGCUGGGCACCAAACCCCACAGGAGCAGUGGCAGGUUUGGAGCCUGCUUCCUGCCUGCUCUCUGUAAACAGAGUGACCUGCAGGUCUACGCUGCCCGAUCUGGACUCAAACUGUGGAGGUCGGAUGUCAGAGGUCAGGUGGAGGACACCCGACUGCUCAAAUCGCUCUUCAACACGCAGAUACCUCAGUUUGAGUUGUUCACUCGACCCGAUCCGGCUGGAGCAUAUCGCCCGGUUGACCGACAGCUCGGUCUGCUCAGCUGUUUUCUCAAAGAGGGUUGGAUUMUCAGCUGGAAUGAGUACUGCAUCUAUGUGUUUGACUGUCUGAACCAGGUCAUAAUCGGUGCUUUGGAAAGCUGUGGAGACAUAGUGUCUGUGUCGGYGUGUGACAACGAAAUCUUCAUCCUGAAAGGAGACAGAGACAUCAUCCGUCUCUCCAACACCCCAGAGGGAGUUCCGUCCAACUUGCCACCGCUCUCCAUCCACCUUCCUUCACCUUUGACCUCGCCCCUCGUCCUCCAGCCGACCGGAUCAGUGGGAGCAGCUCACACAAUCAGAACAGUGGCCAUUGUCGUAGAAGAAGACGACAAAGAGGAGCUUGGUGGCAGCGAGAUGCUGUUUAGAGAGGAAGAGGAGGAAGGAGUGUUGGCACAGGAGGCUGAAGAGCUGGAUGACCAGCCAGAGGUGAUGGAGCUCUGCCAGCCGUCUGGUUYGCACAGUGGCUCUUGUUGCCUCAGCAGCUCUGUCACUUCCUGCAACAGUCUUCCAGAGAACCCUGCCGUCGCCGCUUCCUGUGCGCACAGCCUCAGACGCUACAGCGCCCCGCUGAACCAGGACAGGAUGCAGCAGGAGCUGGUGGUGAAGUCCGUCAGAGUGAACAAGAAGAAGAAGAGGCAGCAAGACAGCAGCAGCAGAAACAGUUUGGUGGAGACGAGCAGCUCAGACUCCGUGUUUGUGGUCCAAGAUGGCGACUGUACCGGAGAAGAAAGUGGGACUCCUACAAAUGACCCGGCAUUUUGUGUCGGUCCUGACCUUCAGAGCCAGAGGACUCCAGGAGAUAAAGUUCUGAAGGAUGGACAGGAAGUGGAACUCUCCUUCAACACRUCUGAGUCCAUCCCAGACUCCAGCUCCCUGCUCCUCCGUGGUCUGGAGGAGCAGCAGAACCCAAAGAGAACCUCAGCUCCUUCAGAGGAACCUGCAGCCCUCCCCACCCCAGACGUAGACCAGCUGCUGGAGUGCUCCUUCUCCUACAUGAAGAAGUCUGAGGAAGACGAAGGGCAGGAGGAAGAGUUUCUCAGUCCUUUGGCUGAGUUCCACAAGGAGAUGGAGGAGCACCUGCCUCUCUCCACGGGUCCCGGAGACCAGAUGUUUUAUUCUACGGUGUCCAAUCUGGACAGGAAUCCUAGCGUCUCCAGUGACGAGGACGAGGACAUCUACUGUCCCAGUCUUCCCAGCGGAGGAAGCGCCGUCUCUUGUCCAUUGAAUGAGACAGAGAGGACAGCAGAAAGACAAACAGACCUGGAGGUCCAAAACAGAGACCGGCUCAGGCCUUACCAGCUGGCAGAAAGCUGGAUGGGAUACUCGGGUCCAGGAUGUGGAAUUCUGAGUCUGCAGGUGACGGACAGGCACGUCUGGUGUCUGGACUUCAAAGGAGGACUGUUCUGCAGCCCUCUUCCUGAAACUGGACUCAGCUGGCAACACUUUGAAGACAACGUUCACCAGGUGGCGCUAUCCCCCUCAGGUAACUUGCUGUGGAAGAUAGAGCAGAAGAGCAUGACGGCGUUUGCUUGUGCCAAAGUGUCGGUUAAAGGAAAACGUCACUGGUACAAAGCCGUAGAGCAAACAGCCUUCGUCGCACUGAGCGAUGACUCCGCCUGGAUCAUCAGGACAAAUGGAGAUCUUUACCUGCAAACAGGUCUGAGUGUGGAGCGGCCCUGCGCUCGCUCUGUGAAGGUGGAGUCUCCGUGUGUGUUCAGCCAGGUGUGUGUGAGAGCAGGUGUUCUCUGGGCUUUGAGUGAACACAAAGCCUUGUUCUACCGAGAGGGACUGAACAGCUACUGCUGCGAGGGCGAAGGGUGGAAGUACGACACCGUCAGUGAAGCUCAGGGACUGGAGAUGAUUUGUAUUUCUCUGGGACACGGUGGAACUGCCUGGGCUCUGGACGCYACCGGCAGCCUCUGGUUUCGAACCGGCAUCUGUUCGUCCAAACCGCAGGGCGAUGACAACCACUGGUGGCAGAUCAGUAUUUCGGACUAUGUGGUGUUCGAUCAGGGCAGCUUCUUCCAGACGUUGCUGCAGGCCACACAGAGCAUCGCCACCGUGACCAGAGCUCCCAUGGACCGCGUGGUGGCCUUCCUGUCGCAGUACUCGCAGUGCCAGCCCAGCCUCGUCAGCGCCAACAGCAGUGGAGUUUGGGUGGCCUCGGGACAGAACCAGGUCCACCUGGCCCGAGGCAGCCUCGUGGGAACUUUCUGGCAGAAUGUGGUCCCCAGAGGAACGGUCUCGGCCACCAGGUGGACCUUCAUCACGUCUUCACCUGUUUGUCACGGAGAAGGUACGUUCCUGUGGUUGGCUCAGAGCAGGAAGGAUCUGUUCUGUGUCCGAGAUCUGGAUGGAGAGCUCCGCCCAUCCUCAGUGUCCCUCCCACCUGAGAUGGAGUUGUCUCACCUGUCCGCCUGUCUCGACGCUCUGUGGGCUUUGGACAGCCAUGGCAGAGUCAGCAUUCGAUCGCUGUCCUCUUCCUGUCCCAUCGGUCUUCACUGGACCCCCCUGGACCUGAGUCAGCUCGGAAGUGUGCGUCUGGUCAAUGUGAGCUGCGGCAGUCAGAACGUUUGGGCCGUGGACAGUCGAGGACUCGUCUACUUCAGAGUCGGAACUCAGCCGCUCAAUUCCAGCAUGAUGAUGCCGGCCUGGAUCCCCAUCGACCCGCCUCUGCAGCCAACCGGAGUGCAGGUGGUCAGCAUCCACACGAGUCCCAACGAUCGACUCCUCUGGGUUCUGGACAACAAGGGAAGUGUUUUUGUCCGGACCGGACUGAGCGACGAAAUGCCUGUUGGGACCGGCUGGGACUUCGUACCAGGGCUGGCGGUCCGUCAGCUGGUCCUCAGCUGUCGGACCGCCUGGGUCCGGUGCGUGAACGGAGACUUGGCCCGACGUUACGGCAUUUCUGACAAAAACCCCGCAGGAGAUUACUGGAAGAAAAUCCCCGGAAACGCCAACUGUUUCACUGUUACGGCAGAUGAAGACUUGUGGGCGGUGACUCCCAUCGGCGGACUGUGCCGCAGGCUGACCAAGCUCCUCCCACAGAUGCCGAGCAGCCCGCCGCGCCUGGACCCGGCCCUCGGAGGAGAUAGCGUUGACGAUGAGUGGGAGCUCAUCUGACCCGGUUCGUCYGGUCUGGGUCCACUCUGAAGGACGCUGUGAUGUCACUUUAAAUAAGGGCGGGACAAAACUCCAAACAAGACAAUUUUUUUUUUCUUUUCUUUGURACGGAACAUUAAGGAAAGAAACAUUUGUUUUAUUUUUGUAAUAACAUAAAGCACUUUAACCUGGCAGGUGUGUGGAGGGGGAGGGGCUUAUCUAAGUUUACUACUGUUUUUUUGUUUUUUCUUACAGCCCACUUCAAACUGGUACAAACUGGUUUGAAGUCCACUGUAGAGUUUUUCUGCCUGUUAACAAAAUAUCUCACGAGCCACUGGACUGAUUUUUUUUUAAUAAAACUCAGAAGUUAACUGGAUGAACAUCUGCAACUUCAAGAUGGCCGCCACAGCUGGUCGACCUGAAACUCAGUCGGUUCUUUCGACGUGGAGCUGAAGUUUGUUGUGGUCGUAGUUGAGUCACAUCGUAACCCUGAGAGCUGACGGGUCAAACGAGGUGCCGGAUGACGGGCAACCCUUCAAGGAACGCUGCUUUUAUUUAUUUAUGGGACGUUGGACGGAUCAGUCYGUCCAGGUUUGGACCUGAGUUUACAGAUGUUUAAAUGUUUUAUCAGUUCCGGGUGGAUCAGGGACUUUUCAGAGCUGUAGCAAAGGUCAAAGGUCGURUCUGAUUUCUAAAACCAGGAUUUCAGCCUCAGUUGAGUCUGUUGUGGUUCUAAAUGUGGACAAUAAAGGGACACUAAACCAGAUUAUUAACAAAAAUAA
Austrofundulus limnaeus is the source of this 4914-nucleotide messenger RNA. RefSeq names its product tectonin beta-propeller repeat containing 2 (gene tecpr2). The coding region runs from base 158 to 4153 and encodes 1331 amino acids. Gene Ontology annotation, molecular function: protein binding. NCBI's taxonomy places the organism in Eukaryota, Metazoa, Chordata, Actinopteri, Cyprinodontiformes, Rivulidae. The record is from RefSeq and is a predicted model, not a curated record. The transcript is spliced from 27 exons.